AUGACAAAUUAUUUUGAAUAUAUUUGUUAAAUUCAUGAAUAAAUUGAGGUAAUUAUCACAUUGAUUCUAAUCUUUUUUAUUAAGUUCUAGCACUAUCCACAGUUCUAGCUGUAUAUAGUAGAAUAUCUGAUUAAUCAUUUGUUCUUUUUGAGCUCAAUUCGCACACAUUCCUUGAGAAGGUAGAGAAACUUAAUCAAGUAAUUCAUUUCCAAAAAAUUGUCAUAUUCUACGCUAUAUUACUCAUUCAAUAAUCUACCCACCAAACAUCCACAGGAGUUAGAUCCCCCAUUUCGAAAGUCUUAAUACAUAAUAACACUUCAAUAUAAGUCUUUUGAUGAUUUUGCCUAAAAUACUUCCAAAUUUAUUGAACUUCCUUAAAGAUUAUGUGUGAACAUAAUUGAAAUGGUUAAGCAAUUCAUCUUGCUCUUGAGUUCUAGUCUUAUUAGAAUUUAGAAAUUGCACUAUUUCUCCAAUUAAAGUUAGACUUAAUCCUUUUUCAAUGAUUCGGCAAGAAUUCAAUUUAGUGUUGAUAAGACUAUCAAUAUCAGGGUGUGAAUGCAUAGGAACAUUGUAGAAAUACAUAACCAACCGUAAUAAAGGUUUUUCUCUUUGUAGAACUUUAUUAUUGCUUUGAGUACAAUUCAUGAAGGUUUGCUCAUGAAAAUACUCAUAGAAUGAUUCAUCUUUAAAGAACAAACAAAGCUAAUCAGGCCCUAAACUUUUCAUCCUCAAAUUAUAAAAAGUGAUGUUCUUAAUCAAAGAAUAAAAACAGUACUCAAAUAUAAACUAUAAAAUAAAGAAAACAUACUAAUGAAUGAAUUUAAAUACUAUACAGAUAGUAAUUUCAAAUGGCAUUAGUCUAUCAUAAACAAAUCAUUCGCUCGAACAUUUUAAAAAAUAAAAUUUUUAUUAA
Molecule: messenger RNA, 913 nt
Organism: Paramecium tetraurelia
Lineage: Eukaryota; Ciliophora; Oligohymenophorea; Peniculida; Parameciidae
Exons: 5
Source: RefSeq, a predicted model, not a curated record